AGUGACGUCACACGGCAGGAUGUCGCUGGCGUUCAGUUGUAGAAAUGGCAGCGCUGAGGCAGGAGCGUCGCUACGGGCUCUCCUGCGGCAAAAUCAACAAAACCAGCCACAGUCCGACCCUUUACCACGUCAAACUCACCGACACCGCCAUCCGGACCCUCGAAAACUACCAGAACUUGAAGGCUUCGCUCCCCAAUCAGACGUCCAUUUGCUUCAAGGGAAGCCAGGGGUAUAUUAAGAUCCCGACUUCAGACUCUCCAGAUGGAUUCAGAGUCUUCUCCUUCUACCUGUCCAGCGACAGCAAAGACAAACCUCAGUCCAGCUUCGACUGCGUUCAUCAGUUUGUUUCCGGAGAGGGCAAGGAUCAGCUGGAGGGCCAGGGGAGUAUCCAGGACAAGAUCACGGUUUGCGCCACGGAUGACUCCUACCAGGCCACGCGGGAGCGCAUGUCCCAGGUGGAGAAGGACAUCUGGAGCCGCUCGGCUAUCGAGAUAAAACCAGGGCCAAGUAAGUGUGUUAAGGUCCAGAGGAAGCAGGGUCUGGUUUCAGGUUCCGAUAGCAACAACAAGCACUCCCCCACUAAUAAGAGGACCCUAGUUCCCGGCCCUGUGGCACACCGACCCUUGAGGGACCGCGUCAUCCAUCUCUUGGCCUUAAAACCCUACAAGAAACCCGAGCUGCUGUUGUGGUUGGAGAGAGAACGGGCCAGUCCAAAGGACAAGACUGACCUGACCUUAGUGCUGGAUGAGGUUGGGAAGCUGAACCUUAAAGACAACAGCUAUUCUCUCAAGGACGAGCUCUAUAGACACGUCCAAAGGGAUUGGCCUGGUUAUCUGGAGGAGGAGAAGCAACUCAUUCACAGGCUUCUAAUCAGGAAGCUUCAACCGCUCCACGGCAGUAACCAGCUGAAAAGUCCCCAAGCCCAGCAGUCAUUCCACAAAACGGCCGCGGAUUCUCCCUCCCAGCUCAGUCCUGCAAAGACGCUUUCUGUGAAACGCCCCCUGCCUUUGGACCCAUCCGGCUGCCAAACCCCCAAAAAACAAAGACUAAUAGACCACUGCUUGCCGCGCCAGUCGCCGUCCCAGGGGGACUUCGGCGGCAACGGGGCACAAAGCGUCUCCGGCAGCCCGCGCGACAGAACCAACAAUCACCUCCAAGCGUGCCCCAACGGUCUGCACUCGCCGCACAAAACGGGCGGGUCGGCGACCACCCCCAAGGCCGAGCGGACCGAGCCGGCUCCCGAGGCCCCGACCCCCAAGUCCCCGCGCGUCGACGCGUUGUCGGUUUGCGCCGACCAACAACUCCCCAACGGUCAGCAUAAAAAGAAGAAGUCCAAAAGGCACAAAGAGAAGGAACGGGAGCGCUUAAAACCGGAGUGGAUGGAGACCAGCCCGGACUCGAAGAAGAACCAAGAAAAUCUCAAAGGUGAGAAAACACCCGUCAGGCGAACCGCAAAAGAAGACCUGCCGGACUAUUUAUUAAAAUACAGCUCAAUUACUGCGGCGGAACAACGCGAGCGGUACAAAGACGACUUCUGUUCCGAGUACGACGAAUACAGAGCGCUCCACGACCGCAUCGGGGCCAUCACUGAGAUGUUUGUUCAGUUGGGUUCGAAGAUCAACACGCUGUCCCCGGGGACGCAAGAGUACAAGCUCAUGGAGGAGCAAAUACUACAAAAGUACCGCAAGUAUAAAAAGAAAUUUCCCGGCUACAGGGAAGAGAAGAAGCGAUGCGAGUACCUCCAUCAGAAACUGUCCCAUAUCAAAGGUCUGAUCUCGGACUACGACCGGGCGCGGGAACUCUCCUAGUACAAAAUGGCAGCCGCUCUGGGGAAAAACAAGACUGAAAUGAGAAUGGAGCGAAAGACUCGCAGCCCCCACCCCCACCCCCACCCCCAGAGACCGACCGACCGGCCGGGUUCCGCAGUCGCUGAAACGCGACUCGCUUUACACCGUCGUGUGUUCAUGGAAUCAAGGAGCAAGGAGGUCUCAAAACGGUGGGACCUGGACCACUCACUUGAGAUCAAAAGUCGCCUUUUAACGUGAUGCUUUUUUUUUUUUUUUGUGCUGUAAAGGCUGCAAAUCGUCCUGCUGUAAAACGAACUGGGCAGAUGUGCAAGCGAAAAGCCAAACCUUAUCGUCGUCGCUUUCCUGAAUUCUAUCAUUCAUUCCUGCCGAGAUGUUUGAUCUAUUUUUUCUUUUUUUCCCUCACGCCGGAGAGCGCAUUAUGUUGAUGGUACAAUCAGUGUGAGGGGAAAACAAAUGCUACUCGUGUGUACGUGUCGAGCAAAGGAAUCUCUUCACUUGCCGUUUGCUGACAUGACGGAUUCAGUCACUUUAUGAAUUCACGACAAACUUACCCGGUUGAGUUGUUCUGACGCCAAAAAUGCAAAACUCGCCAGCUGACGCUAGACCCUCCAAAGUUGCAUCGAGGUAAAUCAACAUCUUGAGAUACAAGUGGCCCAACCUUCGACAGUUCAUAAAACAGUACUCAAGUCGUAUACUGUAUUCUUUAUCCUCUGCGAGGAGCUGAGAUGAUUAUACUGGACAGCAGGGGUGCCCAGACUAUUUUUUUUUUAUCUACUUUCUCAUUCUCGCGAUCUCGGGGCAGGGGGGCGCAUCGCCACGACCGCUGUGGAGAAAGCAAACGAGACAUCGUAAAUGGGACAUCUUGCUAGAACGCAUUUUUUAUGUGCGUGCGAUCGACGUGUGUCUGCCACACCUGAAUCAAGCGACGAGAUGGACGAUAGGCUGAUAUCUUCUUUUUUUUUUCCGACCAAAACUGCUCAGCGAUCGACGCGCUGAGCACCCCUGCUGUACAGACAUCCGUGUACACUAUUAUUAGUCCAGCUGUCUUAUACUGCCCCUGGUGGCCAUUAAGGGGAGCAGCGCAAGGGCCAUUCAAAUCAAUGCAAAGUGUGUGGUGGGGGGGGGAACCCUCACAUUUUAUUCUAUUUAAAUAUGUAUGUCAUUAACGUGGGUCGUUUUUAUAAAGUACUAAAUUAUAGAGCACUAUUUUUCCUAUUUAAAAACAAAAAACUACCCAUUUGUUCCCCAGAGACGCUGUAACGGAUUAAUUGCACUUCUCAUCAUUUCAAUCAGGAAAAGGAUUUGGAUUACGAGCACGGCCACAAAACGAAUGAAAGUUGUAUCUCAAGGCGCCGCUGUAUUUGCUAGUUUGUGAUAGGGAACAGCUUGUUGAUUUGUACUUGGGGAAAAAAAAAACAAAAACAAAAUAUGUCUGCAGUCUCCUAUCAAGCUUAGUGUCAGCCAUCAUUGCCUUCAUUUGUUUUUUUUUUUUUUUUUGUAUAUCACAAAGUCAUCAGCUCUCACUCGUCUCCCGCUAUCAACAGGUUUGUGUGCCGGCGCACACCUCCGCGGUGACACAAGCCGAGCCGUGUUUAUCCGGGUAAAGAUUCUUUGCCGUUUCUCUACCCACGGGAAUCGAGUUGAAAGGCGGAUUGUUACGCAAAAAAAAAAAAAAAAAAAAAAUGGGGACUGUGGAGACAGGACGGUACUCGGCUCAAAGCGCCACGGAUUUAAUUGGGUGGAAGGAGCAGGCUGACCUCUAAGAGGUGCGAUCACGCUCCGGCGGGUUUUAUUUUUUUAUGCUCAGGGGCACAUUUUGAAUACCGUAAUUCCCGGCCUACAGAGCGCACCUGGUUAGAAGCCUCACCGAGUACAUUUGUAAAGAAUGCAAUACACUGGUGCGGCGCUAAAGCCAACGCGAAUGCCAACGCCACGCUAAAGCUAGCGCUAACGGGAAUAGGGCCGGUUAAAAUAAAACAAGUAAAUAUCACUGAGACCGGUCAGUAACACGGCAGCAACACGCUAGCGCAGUGCUAACGGGCCAGUUAAAUCCCCAAGUGCCCAGAUUGAAACACGAGAUAUUUACAAAGACGGUACACAGAGAUCUUAACGCUGAUGUAUUUAUUAUUUCCCAUGUUAUAAUGUGAAACAGGUCUACAUUAUAACAUGAAAUGAAUCACGUUACAACAUAGAGCAUAUCAUGUUGUAACAUGAACGUUUCACAUUAUAACAUGAAAUGAAUUGCGUCAUAACGUGAAACGGUUCAUGAAAUGAUUAACAUAACGUGUAAUUAACCAAAUUAUAAUGUGAAAUGUUCAUGUUAUAACAUGAUAUGCUCCACAUUAUAACGUGAUUUGUUUCAUUAUAACAUAGAUCCGUUUCACGUUAUAGCAUUUGCCACACCAAAAAUAAAGGUCACUAUCAUGUUAUAACAUGAAAGUUUUACAUGAAAUGAAUUGCGUUUUAGCGUGAAACUUUUCAUGAACUGAUUCACAUAACGUGUAACUAACCACAUUAUAAUGUGAAACGUUCAUGUUAUAACAUAUGCUCUACAUUAUAACGUGAUUCGUUUCACGUUAUAACAUUUGCCACACCAAAAAAAGGUCACUAUAACGUUUUAACAUGAAAGGGUCCAAUUAUAGCAUGAAAUGAAUUGCGUUAUAACGUGAAACAUUUCAUGAAAUGAUUCACAUAACGUAUAAUUAACCACAUUAUAAUGUGAAACGUUCAUGUUAUAACAUGAUAUGCUCUACAUUAUAACGUGAUUCGUUUCAUGUUAUAAUGUAGAUCCGUUUCACGUUAUAACAUUUGCCACACCCAAAAAAAGUCGCUAUCACGGUAUAACAUGAAAGUUUCACAUUAUAACAUGAAAUGAAUUGCGUUAUCACGUGAAACCUCUCAUGAAAUGAUUCACAUAACGUGUAAUUAACCACAUUAUAAUGUGAAACGUUCGUUAUAACAUGAUAUGCUCUACAUUAUAACGUGAUUCAUUUCAUGUUAUAACGUGAUCCGUUUCACGUUAUAACAUGAAAUGAAUUGCGUUAUCACGUGAAACCUCUCAUGAAAUGAUUCACAUAACGUGUAAUUAACCACAUUAUAAUGUGAAACGUUCGUUAUAACAUGAUAUGCUCUACAUUAUAACGUGAUUCAUUUCAUGUUAUAACGUGAUCCGUUUCACGUUAUAACAU
Molecule: messenger RNA, 4996 nt
Organism: Syngnathoides biaculeatus (alligator pipefish)
Lineage: Eukaryota; Metazoa; Chordata; Actinopteri; Syngnathiformes; Syngnathidae
Product: RNA polymerase II elongation factor ELL2
Exons: 12
Coding region: 45-1808 (587 amino acids)
Biological process (GO): transcription elongation by RNA polymerase II; snRNA transcription by RNA polymerase II; positive regulation of transcription elongation by RNA polymerase II
Cellular component (GO): transcription elongation factor complex
Molecular function (GO): cis-regulatory region sequence-specific DNA binding
Source: RefSeq, a predicted model, not a curated record